AUGCAGGGCCGCGUGGCAGGGAGCUGCGCUCCUCUGGGCCUGCUCCUGGUCUGUCUUCAUCUCCCAGGCCUCUUUGCCCGGAGCAUCGGUGUUGUGGAGGAGAAAGUUUCCCAAAACUUGGGGACCAACUUGCCUCAGCUCGGACAACCUUCCUCCACUGGCCCCUCUAACUCUGAACAUCCUCAGCCCGCUCUGGACCCUAGGUCUAAUGACUUGGCAAGGGUUCCUCUGAAGCUCAGCGCGCCUCCAUCAGAUGGCUUCCCACCUGCAGGAGGUUCUGCAGUGCAGAGGUGGCCUCCAUCGUGGGGGCUGCCUGCCAUGGAUUCCUGGCCCCCUGAGGAUCCUUGGCAGAUGAUGGCUGCUGCGGCUGAGGACCGCCUGGGGGAAGCGCUGCCUGAAGAACUCUCUUACCUCUCCAGUGCUGUGGCCCUCGCUCCGGGCAGUGGCCCUUUGCCUGGGGAGUCUUCUCCCGAUGCCACAGGCCUCUCACCCGAGGCUUCACUCCUCCACCAGGACUCGGAGUCCAGACGACUGCCCCGUUCUAAUUCACUAGGAGCUGGGGGAAAAAUCCUUUCCCAACGCCCUCCCUGGUCUCUCAUCCACAGGGUUCUGCCUGAUCACCCUUGGGGUACCCUGAAUCCCAGUGUGUCCUGGGGAGGUGGAGGCCCUGGGACUGGUUGGGGAACGAGGCCCAUGCCACACCCUGAGGGAAUCUGGGGUAUCAAUAAUCAACCCCCAGGUACCAGCUGGGGAAAUAUUAAUCGCUAUCCAGGAGGCAGCUGGGGAAAUAUUAAUCGGUAUCCAGGAGACAGCUGGGGGAAUAAUAAUCGGUAUCCAGGAGGCAGCUGGGGAAAUAUUAAUCGGUAUCCAGGAGGCAGCUGGGGGAAUAUUAAUCGGUAUCCAGGAGGCAGCUGGGGGAAUAUUCAUCUAUACCCAGGUAUCAAUAACCCAUUUCCUCCCGGAGUUCUCCGCCCUCCUGGCUCUUCUUGGAACAUCCCAGCUGGCUUCCCUAAUCCUCCAAGCCCUAGGUUGCAGUGGGGCUAG
This is a messenger RNA of Pan troglodytes (chimpanzee), 1044 nucleotides long. It is a transcript of the gene C6H6orf15, whose product is annotated as chromosome 6 C6orf15 homolog. The transcript is spliced from 2 exons. Gene Ontology annotation, cellular component: extracellular matrix. Bases 1 to 1044 code for a protein of 347 amino acids. Gene Ontology annotation, biological process: extracellular matrix organization. NCBI's taxonomy places the organism in Eukaryota, Metazoa, Chordata, Mammalia, Primates, Hominidae. The record is from RefSeq and is marked provisional.